UGUCCAGUGUCGGUGUUGACAUUGGCUGUAAUACAUAUACAUAGUAGGUACUAGGUAGACCCUUGGGGAAACUUUAUUUCGCUCACCCUUUUCUCAACCUUUUCUUUUCUUUUCUUUUGACUUGGAGAAUAUCUCGUCCUUUUCAUUUGCAAAUUUGUUAGAUGCGAGGUUAACUGCAGCACGCAAGGACCCCUUCAUUUAUUGCGUGACGUCACUCCUUAUUUCAUCUUGGAGAUAUCAAAGUCCCUCAUAUAAGACAACCUCAACAACAGAAUCAAUACAUCUACCCACAUCUAUACAAAUAGAAUUUUUUUUAUAAAAAAAAAAAAGAAAAAAAAAAAGAAAACAAGACAAUUUCAAACGAUAGAUAAUAGAAAUUAUGGCUCAAUCGAACGGCACCAAUGGCACGCUCCCGGCGCUGCGUACUAACCCCAAGGCCAUCUUCUUCACCGACUUCGACGGCACCAUCACGCUGCAGGACAGCAACGACUUCAUAACAGAUAACCUAGGAUUCGGCGUGGAGCUGCGCAAGAAGGGUAACCACGACGUUCUGUUUGGCAAGCGCACAUUCCGCGACAGCUUCCAGGAAAUGAUGGACAGCAUCAAGACUCCUUAUGACCAGUGCAUUGCCACCCUGCUCAAGAAUGUACAACUUGACCCUCACUUCGCCGAGUUCUUCGCCUGGACUCGCGCGAACAACGUUCCUGUUGUCGUUCUGAGCGGUGGUAUGCAACCCGUUAUCCGUGCUCUGCUUGCCCACCUCGUUGGCGAGGAGGCCGUUCAGCAUAUGCAGAUUGUCAGCAACGAUGUUGAAGCUAGGCCUGGUAAGAGCAUUAACGACGAAGAUGGCUGGAACAUCAAGUACCACGACGAUAGUGACUUUGGACAUGACAAGUCCCUUGAGAUUAGACCGUACUCUGCUUUGCCAGAGCGACCUAUCCUGUUCUAUGCCGGAGAUGGCGUGUCCGACUUAUCGGCUGCUAAGGAGACAGAUUUACUGUUUGCCAAGGCCGGACGAGACCUUGUAACAUACUGUGAGAACGAGAAGGUGCCCUUUGUCACUUUCAACGACUUCUCUGACAUCCACAAGAUCGUUGCGGAUGUGGUCGAGGGCAAGAUCACCGUCAAGGAGGCGGCGAAGGGAAGACUAUAAAUCUUCAUCUUUUUUUUUCUUGUAGACUUCAGUGUGUUGUUCGUUUUGUCACUAUAAACGUUAAAAUAUCAUGACAUAGGCAUUUUUAGUGCGCAGGUAGAUAUUAUUUUUAGACGAACAGAUAGAUGGGUACUAGGUACCUACCUAAGACAGGAUAUAAUGCCAUUCGAUGCUGAGCGUUGGCUGGUGUUCCUAUAGAAAAGAAAAUCACAACCUCAACUACUCUCCUUAACGGGUACUGAAUCUAUGAAUCAGCUUGUAAUUCCUUUUGGUAGUGUAACAGCUUGAUAGCUACCUACCUAUCUUCCAAACCUUAAC
Messenger RNA from Daldinia caldariorum, 1471 nucleotides. Its product is annotated as HAD-like domain-containing protein. Lineage: Eukaryota; Fungi; Ascomycota; Sordariomycetes; Xylariales; Hypoxylaceae. The transcript is spliced from 3 exons. The record is from RefSeq and is a predicted model, not a curated record. Gene Ontology annotation, molecular function: phosphatase activity. Bases 380 to 1153 code for a protein of 257 amino acids.